CAUAUCAUAUCAAACGGUGAAAUAGACACACGAAGUUGGUUGUGCUCGCGGGACGGUAUUUUAUUAUAUUUAUCAAAAUAAUGACCUAGAAUAAAAGGUUUUAUGUUGUGUGAUACGUAGUUUGAAUUUUAUUUUGACUAUAUAUGUAGGAUUUUACAGAUUUUUACCGUGACAUUAUCGAACUUUGUAAUAGUUUCGCUUUCUUCAUUUUAUUUUGUGGGAUUUUCAUUCAAUACAAAAGUGAAAAUGUGUCGUUCGGUGUUUCUGGUUUGUGUAUUUUCAACAAUUUUUGGAGUUUUGAAUUCAUACAGUUCUGGAAAUACAUGUCAGAAAGUUAAAGAAGAAUUUACAAAAAUAAGUAGCGAAGAUUUAGUGCCAGAUUUACCGAUUAUAGAUGAAGGUUUGAGAAUAUGUUCGCGUUCUCUAACAGCCCGACAAGCAUCCUGCUGCUCGCAGGACUCAGAAAUGACGUACCUGUUGGCAUCGGAGAAAUACAUCACAGAGAGUGUAAGAUACAGGAAUUCCAAUUUAAAAAGACGUAUAACAGAUCAUAUGGGGGAUUAUCAAGGCAAAGUACUGGCACUUGCGCAUCACACAUUGAACAGUACAAGUUCAAAACUCACAGACUGGUACUCAGUGCCUGUGACAGAUCACAGUCUGUUUUUAACAAACUUAUUUAGCGACAUUGAAGACUUUGUUAAACUUAAGCAUGUGAUAAUGAAAAACAGUGUUUCGACAUUCUUUGAUAAACUGUUUCCUGUGAUCUUUAAAAACGUGAUUUACAAAAGUUCCUCACAGUCGUGGACACACCAUUAUGAUCAUUGUCUCACGAAGCAUCGUCAGGAUGUUCGUCCACAUGUUUUUGGAAAAUAUCCUGAAGAUAUCGCAGAGAAAUUAAACAGCGGGCUAGUGUUGGCUAGAGCCUACCUGGAAGCAUUAAAUAUUGUCACAGAAACGAUCAACACAACAGACAAUCUUUUAUUCGAAGACGAAUGUAAACAUGCGGUGACUCGGUUGCAAUACUGUAAGCAUUGUCGUGGAUUCGUGGAUAUUAAACCAUGCAAAGGAUUUUGCUUAGACGUGAUGCGUGGAUGUUUAUCGAAAGUAAGUGAAAUUGGAGAAGAGUGGAAUGAUAUUAUUUCAACGGUGGAGUUACUAGUUAGAGAAAUGAGCGAAAAGAGUCUUGAUGAAGUGUUUAAAGAGCUUGGAGCUGGAAUUGGUGAUGCUAUUAUGCAUGCGAUGGUAACAGCACCACAGUUUUAUGAAAAUGUACAUGAUUUGUGUGGUAUUCCACUUGAAACAACAAGUUCAAGACCAGAAACAAAAACACCAGACUUUACGAGAACCAGAGCAUUACAUGCAGAGGUGACUGGGCCGCUAUCAAUGGAUGUAAUGAAAGUCACACUGGAUCUUGUGGACUCUAAGGGUCUCUAUAGCAACUUAGCAGAUGAAAUCUGUUCAGAAUCCACCAAAUUUGAGCAGGAUCCACUCAGUGGUACUUGCUGGAAUGGAUCAGACAUUUCUGUGUAAGUAACUUGAAAAUGGGCAUACUUUGAUUUAUCUA
This is a messenger RNA of Mercenaria mercenaria, 1564 nucleotides long. Its product is annotated as glypican-5-like. The transcript has 5 exons. Lineage: Eukaryota; Metazoa; Mollusca; Bivalvia; Venerida; Veneridae. The record is from RefSeq and is a predicted model, not a curated record. Gene Ontology annotation, cellular component: plasma membrane; extracellular region; cell surface. Gene Ontology annotation, biological process: regulation of protein localization to membrane; cell migration; positive regulation of canonical Wnt signaling pathway. The coding region runs from base 247 to 1530 and encodes 427 amino acids.